GAUAUAAUGGAUGCAUCUGGUGUGGCACUUGUUUUGAUUGGACCUGGUAGCAUUGAUCAGGGAAAAGCAUUCGCUGAGCAAACAAAGUUCAAAGGAGAAGUUUAUGCAGAUCCAAGUCACUCAUCGUAUGAGGCAUUAAGAUUUGUUUCUGGGGUCUUAACCACAUUUACUCCCAAAGCAGGUCUUAAGAUAAUAGAGCUGUACAUGGAGGGUUACCGACAAGACUGGAAGCUUUCUUUUGAACAGGACACCGUAGCUAGAGGCGGCUGGCAGCAAGGUGGAAUUCUAGUUGCGGGUCCUGGUAAAAGUAACAUCCUGUACAUCCACAAGGAUAAAGAAGCCGGGGAUGAUCCAGAUAUCAAAGAUAUUCUAAAAGCAUGUUGUGGGGAUGUAAAUUCUGUAUAGUCUUUACCUUUCUCAUGUGGAUUGUGAAUUCUGCGUAGUCUGUGGUCACUUGAAAGGAGGCUAUAAGAGCCUAGGAAAAUAUACACAUAUCCCAUUCACAUUGUAUCGCGGUAGAUAUGAAUGUGCUUCUUUUCUUGAUUCAACUGGCUCAUGAAGUUUCAUGGAUGUGAAGAACUAUUGUAAGAUCUGAGAUUUGUAAUUAAAUUAAAGCAAAACGCAAGCUUAGACUGU
Molecule: messenger RNA, 636 nt
Organism: Prunus avium (sweet cherry)
Lineage: Eukaryota; Viridiplantae; Streptophyta; Magnoliopsida; Rosales; Rosaceae
Source: RefSeq, a predicted model, not a curated record